Molecule: messenger RNA, 264 nt
Organism: Dictyostelium purpureum
Lineage: Eukaryota; Evosea; Eumycetozoa; Dictyosteliales; Dictyosteliaceae
Exons: 2
Coding region: 1-264 (87 amino acids)
Source: RefSeq, a predicted model, not a curated record
AUGACACUUUUUGCAUCAAUUUCAUCAUUAGGUAAUACUUCAUCAAUUAAAAAAUCAACUGCUGUUACUUCUUACGGUUCCUCAUCAUCAUCACAAAGCUCUAAUAAUGUACAGUGUGGUGGCGGUUGUGGUAAUGGUGGCCUUGUUCCAAAUCUUGUUGGUGGUCUUUUAGUUACUACUGGUGCAUUAGUUGGUACUGUUGUUGGAACUGUUGGUGGUCUUGUCAAUGGUUUAUUAGGUACUGGGGGCUGUGGCUGUAACUAA